GGGUCAGCUUCCCUUGAGCAUGUACAAGCUUGGUCUUCCCUACUGCUCACCUCUAUCCAGAUUUGACCUGGAAGGCCCCCCAGGCAGCCUGCGACAUGAUCUCCAUCACCGAAUGGCAAAAGAUUGGCAUGGGCACCACCGGCUUUGGCAUCUUCUUCAUCCUCUUCGGAGUACUCCUGUACUUUGACUCCGUGCUUCUGGCCUUUGGAAACCUGCUGUUCCUGACAGGCCUCUCCUUCAUCAUCGGUCUGAGGAAGACUUUCUCCUUCUUCUUCCAGAGACACAAGCUCAAGGGGACCAGCUUCUUCCUGGGAGGUGUGGUCAUUGUGCUCCUGCGCUGGCCCCUUCUGGGCAUGUUACUAGAAACCUAUGGAUUCUUUAAUCUCUUCAAGGGCUUUUUCCCUGUCGCCUUUGGCUUCCUGGGCAAUGCCUUCAACAUCCCCUUCCUGAGUUCGCUGUUCCGAAGGCUACAAGGCACCAGCUCAAUGGUCUGAACAGCAGAGAUGAGCUCUUGGUUCAUCGGUGGAGGGGGAUGAAAAGGAAAUGGGGCGACUCCCUCAGGCCCCCACCCUGCACUGACUCAUUUCCCCGUCACACCCGGACCUCUUCAAGUCCAAAAGGAAGGAUGGGCUGAAUGACUGACCUCAAAUCCCCAAAUCAACUCAAGAGGCCAUCAGGACUGUUGGGAGCAGAGAUCCAGAGCCCCACAGAGAUUGGACUGGGGCUGGUAUCACAUCCCACACUGUAUUUAUGGGAAGAAAAACAAAAAUUAAAUCCCCAAUCUGUGAGUGUG
This is a messenger RNA of Rhinolophus ferrumequinum (greater horseshoe bat), 793 nucleotides long. It is a transcript of the gene GOLT1A, whose product is annotated as golgi transport 1A. Lineage: Eukaryota; Metazoa; Chordata; Mammalia; Chiroptera; Rhinolophidae. Bases 96 to 494 code for a protein of 132 amino acids. Gene Ontology annotation, biological process: retrograde transport, endosome to Golgi; endoplasmic reticulum to Golgi vesicle-mediated transport. The transcript is spliced from 5 exons. Gene Ontology annotation, cellular component: membrane; endoplasmic reticulum. The record is from RefSeq and is a predicted model, not a curated record.